This is a messenger RNA of Micropterus salmoides (largemouth bass), 3364 nucleotides long. It is a transcript of the gene ppt2b, whose product is annotated as palmitoyl-protein thioesterase 2b. The transcript is spliced from 8 exons. The record is from RefSeq and is a predicted model, not a curated record. NCBI's taxonomy places the organism in Eukaryota, Metazoa, Chordata, Actinopteri, Centrarchiformes, Centrarchidae. Gene Ontology annotation, molecular function: thiolester hydrolase activity; palmitoyl hydrolase activity. The coding region runs from base 332 to 1243 and encodes 303 amino acids. Gene Ontology annotation, cellular component: lysosome.
GGAAAUGACAUCAGCAGCGGCCGCAUUGCUUGUAAUUUAAAACCGGAACAAACAAAAUAAACCAAAGGAAAGCUCAGCUGUGUUCUCGUGGAAGUGUUAUAAAACAAUAAACACACAGUUUUUGCGCAAAACAGGAUCAUUUAAGGGACACUGGCGAGCGGACUUCAGCCCUUUUGUUCCGCGGCUUGGAAAAAGAAAUGGACACGAAUAGCACAUUAGCCAAAACAUCAGGAUAAAAAUUUUUAAAUUUUAUUUUACAAGUAGCUCUUUUAUUUAACAAACCUGUAAGUUAAGGUUUUAUAUUGUGUGUUUUUUUAAAAAAAAAGUUAUAAUGAAGGGCUGUGCGGUGUCAAGACCGAGGAGGAGGAGGUGGAGCAGCGGGGCGGCCGGGCUGCUGUAUCCGCUGCUAGGUGCGUGCCUCUGGGCUGCGGUAGUCGGGUACAAGCCGGUGAUCAUAGUGCACGGUUUGUUCGACAGCUCAGCGGAUUUUAAAAACCUACUUGGGUUCAUUAACGAGUCCCAUCCUGGAACAAAUGUGACGGUUAUCGACUUGUUCGACAGAAGUGCCAGCCUGCAGCCCAUGUGGAAGCAAGUAGAGGGAUUCAAGGAAGCUAUUUACCCAAUAAUGCAAAAUGCAGCAGACGGGGUCAACUUUAUCUGCUACUCUCAAGGUGGACUUAUUUGCAGAGGAAUCCUCUCCACUCUGUCUGACCACAACGUCCAGUCUUUCAUCUCUCUGUCCUCGCCUCAAGCCGGACAAUAUGGAGACACAGACUACUUGAAGUUCCUCUUCCCACAGUUUGUGAAGUCCAACCUCUACCACCUCUGCUACACUGCAAUGGGUCAGAGGAUAUCCAUCUGCAACUACUGGAACGACCCCCACCACAGAGACAUCUAUGUGAACAGUAGUGAUUAUUUGGCUCUGCUCAACAGUGAGAGACACAAUCCAAAUUCAACAGAGUGGAGGAAGAACUUCCUCAGAAUCAAAAAACUGGUCUUAAUCGGAGGACCAGACGAUGGAGUCAUCACUCCCUGGCAGUCAAGUCAGUUUGGAUUUUAUGACAACAAUGAGACCGUCGUUGAGAUGCAGCACCAAGAUUUUUAUUUAAGAGAUGUUUUCGGCCUGAAGACGCUGGCAGCUCGUGGAGAUCUGAUCAUCUGUUCGGUUCCCGGUGUCGAACACGUCUUUUGGCACUCAAAUGAGACCGUGUUUCACACGUGCAUGGAGAAGUGGCUCGUGUAGAGAAAAACUCUUGUACGGCCAUGUAUGAAACUCUGCUUUUACAAACCACUGUAAAGCAUCCUCACAAACAUUUGUGAGUGUACUCGGAAGGAUAAAAUCUCAGCUUUGGGAUUGAAUUGCCAGUGUUUGUUUUUCCUUGGACAUUUUGUUGGUAAGGUUUGUUUUUCUGUAGAUACAUUUAGUUUUUUAUGCUCAUCCUAUUAACUACUUAAUUACUUUAAAAAGAAUAGUUUGACAUUUAGGGAAAUGCACUUAUUUGAUUUCUAUAUGACAGAAGCUAUAUCCAGCAGCUGGUUAACUUAGCAUAAAGACUGAUGGAAACAGUAGCUCUGACCAAAGCUAACAAAAUCCACCUACCAGCACCUCUUAAAUGCUAUAAAUAACACAUGAUAUGUUUAUUUAAACUGCACAAAAAUCUUUUAAAAAACAUUUAUUUGAUUUUAUGAGACAUUAUGUGCCAGACUAUUUCUUGGACUGGUGCAGUUGCUUCUUGGAGUCUUGUUGUUACUUUGAAGUUACAGGGCAAACAGUGGAAACUCCCGGAAGCUACUGCUCCCUGACAAAUAAAACACUGUAAAACCGCAAAGUGUUAUCUUUACACUCCAGUUUUAUAGGGUAUAGCCUGAUGUGUAAAUCAGUGGGCUUUAAAGGUGCUUGAUUUUUUUUAAACUUUGGACAGAGUCAGGCUAGCUGUUUCUCCUGUUUUCUUUAUUCUAUGCUAAGCUAACUGGCUGGUGACUGUUCCUAUUUAUCAUAUGGACACAAAAGUGGUAUUGAUUUUCUUUUCCAACUCUCGGAAAGAAAGGGAAAAAGAGUACAUGUCAAAAUGUUAAAUUAUUCCUUUAAAUAUUUAUUUUAAACCGUGCUGCUGUUGUCAGACAAAUUCAGCACAUCCCUGUGUGUGUGCUGAAGGUAUUUUCUAUACCCUAAAAUAUAAGGCACAAAUGGUCAGUAGCAACAAAUAUAAAUAACUUUUGCAACGGUGAAGCUAGUCACACAUUAAAGGGGCAUUCCAGCUAUUUAGAAUUGCAUCUCCAUUUCCCUCAUGUCUGCUCUUACGGUGUAAAAAAUGGUGGAGUGCCCCUUGUUAAUUUGUAUGAAAGCUUUAGUUUAUUACUUUUACUUACAUAGAGUGUAUAUUAAUGUGUGCAUCUGUGUGUGUUUGGUCACACAUACCUCAAAAACCCACACAACACAAUAGUGCCUGAGCGAUGUUCUGUCAUCUUGUCUACAUGUACAGACUCACUGCCCUGCUCAUCUUAUGAUAUAUGAAUUUAUGUCUUGUUAUCCUUCCAUUUUUAAACCUGGUGGGAUCUUGUUUUUUGUAGUGUGAUCAUGAAUCAUGCUUAUCGUCGUCAUCAUGCAGUGCUUUCGAACUUUAGUAGAUUGCGCCUUAAAUAUUGCCCACAUGCCUCAGCGUUUCAUGUUUCAUACCAAAGUGCUAAGACACACUGCCUUUAGUGAUGGUGCUAAAACAAACGAUAGAGAGGGGUGGAGACUGGCCAGAGAGUGGCAGUGCUAUAUUAGUAUUUACUUGUCCACCAGGCUAUUGUACGUGGCAGUCUUUACCUCCCAUCGUGUUUAGAUAUCUCAGGCGUUUUAGCAACCUUCUCGUUUGUCUCUAGCAGAAAGGGGAUUCUCUUCUUUAAUAAUUUGCAUUUUGUUGGAUGUUUAAGGCUGCCUGUUGUACUUUUAGGUGUUCCUUAAAAGAUGAAGAAUGGAAAUAUCUAUUGUGCGAUAAAAACAAGAAGUAAAUGACUAUUUUUAAAGUAUGCAUUGCACAAUAUUUUGCCAGAUAAAAAGAAGGGAAAUGAUGAAUCUGGGAAUAUUUUAACUUAACUUGUAAAGUUGUUACAUUUGCAGUAUACUUAUGUUGCAUUCUUUUGUUUUAUGUAUGCUUGUAGAAAGUCAUUGCAUACAAUAUGGGUUUAAGGGAUGUCCUCUCUGUUCAGUUUUCGUGGCUUUACAAACAGAAAUUGUAGAUUUGGACACUUUUUUUAAAAACUCAAACAGAAGCUACUAUUUUGAACCUGUCCUACAAUUUCUACAGUAUUUGGUCUGCAAAUAAAAAUGUGUAAAGUGUUGUCAAUUGUUCUUCAAUAAAAGGUAGUUAUGAAUGUC